Cuscuta campestris is the source of this 748-nucleotide messenger RNA. Lineage: Eukaryota; Viridiplantae; Streptophyta; Magnoliopsida; Solanales; Convolvulaceae. The record is from the annotation of a GenBank genome assembly.
AUCAAUUUUGAUUGUAAAAAAAAAUUCUCUAUAUAGGUGUGUGUAUGUAUAUAUAUAUAUGGACAAACCGACCUUGUUCUUUAAUGAAUUAAGACUUGAUAAGUAAUUGUAUUCAGAUCAAAAUUAAUGAUGUUGAACUUGAAGCUCCAAUAUUAUCCUCUCUCCCAUCGUCCAUGCCUUUUAACUCUCCUCUUAAUAAUAUCAUCAAUAAUGCCUCUCGAUUUUAUUCGCUGCGAAGUGGGCACCGCUAGCUCGUACGCCCCGCCAUUCUUACCCACGGCUUGUUACGGAAACGAUCCCGGGCAAUUUCCGUCAAGUAAUCUGUUUGGAGCAGCAGGAGAUGGGGUAUGGGAUAACGGGGCAGCUUGUGGGAGGCAAUAUUUGGUGAAGUGUAUAAGCGCAUCCACACCGGGGACGUGUGUUCCGAAUCAAGUCAUUCAAGUUAGGAUCGUCGAUUUUGCACUACAACUGCCUUCCCCCGCAACAGAGGGUGGCACAACCAUGGUCCUCACCGAUACCGCUUUUGGCACUAUUGCAAAUCUAUCCGCCACUUCCAUUAACAUUGAAUUUCAACAGAUUUAAAUAUUGGUGACAUUGUGUUUUUCAAAUAAUACGUACUUUUAUUCAUAUGUAAUCGGCAACGUUUAUUUGCUGCUAGCUACUCUACAAUGUUUUCGCGUUUUCGAAUAGAAAAAAUCAGAGUAUUUAUCUCGGUAUCCUAUAGUCUAAUUAAAUAUAGUUCAAUUUA